AGUGCUGAGCUUGGUGUCCCACCGCCACAAGGAGGCAGGGAAGAAACCCACUAGUCCCAGCUCCUGGGGUGGCACAGACAUUGCAACUGGCCCUGCCUGUGGGUCCUAGGGGCCCUUGGCUACCAGGAGGCUAAGAACACUGCUCAUGAAUGACAGUGAGCCCUGAAAGCUCUGGGGGUGUCACCCAGUCCCACAAGCCUGCAUCCCCUGCAGUGGAGAUGGGCUCAGCUCCUGGACGUGCCACAGACAGAAAGCAUAACAUACACUCGCCAGGAAGAGCCUUUGCCUGACUCAGGGCAGCUCAGAGUGUGGGGCAGAAGGUGACCAGCCAGCUCAGGGCAGGAGAUGCAGAGCACAGCCAAUUACCUGUGGCACACAGAUGACCUGCUGGGGCAGGGGGCCACUGCCAGUGUGUACAAGGCCCGCAACAAGAAAUCCGGAGAGCUGGUUGCUGUGAAGGUCUUCAACACUACCAGCUACCUGCGGCCCCGCGAGGUGCAGGUGAGGGAGUUUGAGGUCCUGCGGAAGCUGAACCACCAGAACAUUGUCAAGCUCUUUGCGGUGGAGGAGACGGGCGGAAGCCGGCAGAAGGUACUGGUGAUGGAGUACUGCUCCAGUGGGAGCCUGCUGAGUGUGCUGGAGAGCCCUGAGAAUGCCUUUGGGCUGCCUGAGGAUGAGUUCCUGGUGGUGCUGCGCUGUGUGGUGGCCGGCAUGAACCACCUGCGGGAGAACGGCAUUGUGCAUCGCGACAUCAAGCCGGGGAACAUCAUGCGCCUCGUAGGGGAGGAGGGGCAGAGCAUCUACAAGCUGACAGACUUCGGCGCUGCCCGGGAGCUGGAUGAUGAUGAGAAGUUCGUCUCGGUCUAUGGGACUGAGGAGUACCUGCAUCCCGACAUGUAUGAGCGGGCGGUGCUUCGAAAGCCCCAGCAAAAAGCGUUCGGGGUGACUGUGGAUCUCUGGAGCAUUGGAGUGACCUUGUACCAUGCAGCCACUGGCAGCCUGCCCUUCAUCCCCUUUGGUGGGCCACGGCGGAACAAGGAGAUCAUGUACCGGAUCACCACGGAGAAGCCGGCUGGGGCCAUUGCAGGUGCCCAGAGGCGGGAGAACGGGCCCCUGGAGUGGAGCUACACCCUCCCCAUCACCUGCCAGCUGUCACUGGGGCUGCAGAGCCAGCUGGUGCCCAUCCUGGCCAACAUCCUGGAGGUGGAGCAGGCCAAGUGCUGGGGCUUCGACCAGUUCUUUGCGGAGACCAGUGACAUCCUGCAGCGAGUUGUCGUCCAUGUCUUCUCCCUGUCCCAGGCAGUCCUGCACCACAUCUAUAUCCAUGCCCACAACACGAUAGCCAUUUUCCAGGAGGCCGUGCACAAGCAGACCAGUGUGGCCCCCCGACACCAGGAGUACCUCUUUGAGGGUCACCUCUGUGUCCUCGAGCCCAGCGUCUCAGCACAGCACAUCGCCCACACGACGGCAAGCAGCCCCCUGACCCUCUUCAGCACAGCCAUCCCUAAGGGGCUGGCCUUCAGGGACCCUGCUCUGGACGUCCCCAAGUUCGUCCCCAAAGUGGACCUGCAGGCGGAUUACAACACUGCCAAGGGCGUGUUGGGCGCCGGCUACCAGGCCCUGCGGCUGGCACGGGCCCUGCUGGAUGGGCAGGAGCUAAUGUUUCGGGGGCUGCACUGGGUCAUGGAGGUGCUCCAGGCCACAUGCAGACGGACUCUGGAAGUGGCAAGGACAUCCCUCCUCUACCUCAGCAGCAGCCUGGGAACUGAGAGGUUCAGCAGCGUGGCUGGAACGCCUGAGAUCCAGGAACUGAAGGCGGCUGCAGAACUGAGGUCCAGGCUGCGGACUCUAGCGGAGGUCCUCUCCAGAUGCUCCCAAAAUAUCACGGAGACCCAGGAGAGCCUGAGCAGCCUGAACCGGGAGCUGGUGAAGAGCCGGGAUCAGGUACAUGAGGACAGAAGCAUCCAGCAGAUUCAGUGCUGUUUGGACAAGAUGAACUUCAUCUACAAACAGUUCAAGAAGUCUAGGAUGAGGCCAGGGCUUGGCUACAACGAGGAGCAGAUUCACAAGCUGGAUAAGGUGAAUUUCAGUCAUUUAGCCAAAAGACUCCUGCAGGUGUUCCAGGAGGAGUGCGUGCAGAAGUAUCAAGCGUCCUUAGUCACACACGGCAAGAGGAUGAGGGUGGUGCACGAGACCAGGAACCACCUGCGCCUGGUUGGCUGUUCUGUGGCUGCCUGUAACACAGAAGCCCAGGGGGUCCAGGAGAGUCUCAGCAAGCUCCUGGAAGAGCUAUCUCACCAGCUCCUUCAGGACCGAGCAAAGGGGGCUCAGGCCUCGCCGCCUCCCAUAGCUCCUUACCCCAGCCCUACACGAAAGGACCUGCUUCUCCACAUGCAAGAGCUCUGCGAGGGGAUGAAGCUGCUGGCAUCUGACCUCCUGGACAACAACCGCAUCAUCGAACGGCUAAAUAGAGUCCCAGCACCUCCUGAUGUCUGAGCUCCAUGGGGCACAUGAGGCAUCCUGAAGCAUUAGAAUGAUUCCAACACUGCUCUUCUGCACCAUGAGACCAACCCAGGGCAAGAUCCCAUCCCAUCACAUCAGCCUACCUCCCUCCUGGCUGCUGGCCAGGAUGUCGCCAGCAUUACCUUCCACUGCCUUUCUCCCUGGGAAGCAGCACAGCUGAGACUGGGCACCAGGCCACCUCUGUUGGGACCCACAGGAAAGAGUGUGGCAGCAACUGCCUGGCUGACCUUUCUAUCUUCUCUAGGCUCAGGUACUGCUCCUCCAUGCCCAUGGCUGGGCCGUGGGGAGAAGAAGCUCUCAUACGCCUUCCCACUCCCUCUGGUUUAUAGGACUUCACUCCCUAGCCAACAGGAGAGGAGGCCUCCUGGGGUUUCCCCAGGGCAGUAGGUCAAACGACCUCAUCACAGUCUUCCUUCCUCUUCAAGCGUUUCAUGUUGAACACAGCUCUCUCCGCUCCCUUGUGAUUUCUGAGGGUCACCACUGCCAGCCUCAGGCAACAUAGAGAGCCUCCUGUUCUUUCUAUGCUUGGUCUGACUGAGCCUAAAGUUGAGAAAAUGGGUGGCCAAGGCCAGUGCCAGUGUCUUGGGGCCCCUUUGGCUCUCCCUCACUCUCUGAGGCUCCAGCUGGUCCUGGGACAUGCAGCCAGGACUGUGAGUCUGGGCAGGUCCAAGGCCUGCACCUUCAAGAAGUGGAAUAAAUGUGGCCUUUGCUUCUGUU
Molecule: messenger RNA, 3240 nt
Organism: Homo sapiens (human)
Lineage: Eukaryota; Metazoa; Chordata; Mammalia; Primates; Hominidae
Gene: IKBKE
Product: inhibitor of nuclear factor kappa B kinase subunit epsilon
Exons: 22
Coding region: 346-2496 (716 amino acids)
Biological process (GO): positive regulation of type I interferon production; interleukin-17-mediated signaling pathway; response to type I interferon
Cellular component (GO): cytoplasm; PML body; nucleus
Molecular function (GO): protein serine/threonine kinase activity; protein kinase activity; protein serine kinase activity
Source: RefSeq, marked validated